Cylicostephanus goldi is the source of this 314-nucleotide messenger RNA. NCBI's taxonomy places the organism in Eukaryota, Metazoa, Nematoda, Chromadorea, Rhabditida, Strongylidae. The record is from the annotation of a GenBank genome assembly.
AUGGUAAUCGACAUUCUAAAGUUCUUCCUUGUUUAUGCUCUAGUCUUGUUUGCAUUUGCAUGCGGAUUAAAUCAACUUCUUUGGUAUUAUGGAGCAAUGAGGGCACAGGAAUGCGAGCAAUAUACGAAGUGGAUUGCUAACCCAAGUCCAGUUGUAAACGCUGCCAAGAUGGACACUUUGAAAGAAAGCUGUGAUAUAAAAUAUAGAAGUGUAUCAAGUAUUUAUCAUACUUCCGAAACAUUAUUUUGGGCAAUGUUUGGUCUAAUAGAUCUUUCACAUUUUACUUUGAAGGUAAGAGUUCUUAUUAAUUGAGG